Molecule: messenger RNA, 3018 nt
Organism: Scheffersomyces amazonensis
Lineage: Eukaryota; Fungi; Ascomycota; Pichiomycetes; Serinales; Debaryomycetaceae
Exons: 2
Coding region: 1-3018 (1005 amino acids)
Biological process (GO): transmembrane transport
Cellular component (GO): membrane
Source: RefSeq, a predicted model, not a curated record
AUGAAGUACUCAUAUUGGAUAACACUUGUAGUAUUCCUACUAGCGAAUAUAGGGAAUUCAGCAUUUGUUGAAGUUCAAUCAUGUGGAGUUGUAGAAUCAGGAUUUAUAUUAGCUCCAUUCCUUAUUGAUGCUGCCAUUGAUGAAGAUAAUAAGAAACUUAAAUUUCUUUUAAAUUCAAUGGUUAUGGCAUGGAAUGAAUCUGAUAUUACUAUUCAAGUUAGUGAUGUUAAUUACACUACUAAUAGAUAUACAACAUUUCAUGUAGAAAUUGAUUUUAUGGGUAAAACAUUUGUAUCAGAGAAUAAAAGAUUUUGUGAUUUAAUAGCCGUUAAAAACAAUACGGAUUAUCAACAAGGUCCAAGAUUUCCUAAUAAUGAUCCUUGGGUAUUACAAUCAAGUUCAUCUUCAACUGGUUUAACUUCAAGACCAACUGAUCGUCCAUAUAUACCAGCAAUGAAUGUUACAAUUAAUUCUCGUAAAAUUAAACGAGAUCAACUGCCAAUUAUUAAUUCAUUUGCUCAAUCAAAUACAACUAUUGCUAAUAUCUUUUCAAAUUCUACAGGCAAUUUAAUUCAAUGUCCAUUAUAUAAUAAUGAUUCAUUUCUAUUAUAUUAUGAAGCCGAUAUUAGUGAUCAAUUUCAUAAAUUAGGAUCAUAUUUAGCUCGAUUUUCAGUAGUAUCAAAUGAUGGAAGUUCUCAAGUAAUUGGUUGUAAUAAAACUUAUAUAACUCCAGUUCAACCUCAAACAAUUUCCCGAGGAUUAUUACUUGGAAUUUUAAUAUUAUUAGUGGUUACAGCUUGUAUAAAUAUAUUAAUUAUUGCUUAUUCAUCAUAUCAAGAAUCAUCAAAUCCAUUAUUAUUUCGAGCUUCAACCAUUUGUAAUGAAGAAUUAUUAAAACAAUUAGAUGCAACCGUACCUCGAAUUAUAAUUUAUCUUCAAUUUGCUUUAUUUAUUGGAGGAUUAAAUCUUCAAUAUCCCGGAUUUUAUCAACCAUUAUUAGUUCAAAUUAGAUGGUGUGCUUUAUUAGGUAUAUCAGUUAUUAAUAAUCCAGGAGGAAAUUUUCUGAGAGUUAAUAAAGCAGAUAAUAUUUAUUCAACUAUGAAUUCUUCAGGUUUAAAAUCUUUAACAUUAUUUUCAAGUGAUGAAUCAAAUGUUGCUAAUUGGCCAAAUUUUAUUAUAACUUUCUUAAUUGUGGUUAUAUGUAUUAUAUUUGGUGAACAAAUCUUUAUUAUAGUAAGAGGAUUUAUUCUUAAAAUAGUUAAUAAAUUAACCGAUGCAAAAGAUCAUUUAAAUUCAAGAAAUUUAGAAAUUUCAGCAUUAGAUAAUCCAAAUUAUAUGUUACAAAUGUCAUCAUUUUCUUUUAGAAAGUAUAUGUUUUUACUGAUUGGACAAUUUAUUGAAGCAUUUAUGCUUAUAUUUGGAGUUCCAUUCUUAGUUCUUACAACAUUUAUGUUUAGUAAUGCCAAUGGAUUGAGAAGAGCAGGAUUUAGAAUAUUUCCUUCACCAGCUACAUUACUGGCAGAUGCAUUUUCUCAAACAAGUUCUUAUGAUCAAUUCUUUUUACCAUUACCUAAUAAUAUUACUGUACCACCUAAAGUACUUCAUGGAUUAAAUGCUACAGCUUAUAAUCAAUUUCAUUCAUUUAAUUCAACUUCAACUUCAACGGCAAUAAUUCAUCGUCAUCAAAUGCCAAUCCCCAGUAUUAUAUUUGGAGUAUUAUUAUUUAUCCUUUGGGUAGGAUUAGCAUUUUUCUUUAUCUUUUAUUAUUUAAUAACUAUUAAACAAUAUCAAUUUCAUAGAAGUAAGAAGAUGUCCAAAUUAUAUACUUCAAUUAAAACCAUUUUAUUAUGGUCAUUCUUUUAUAAUCAUUAUAAACCAACAAAAGUAUUUUAUGUGGCAUUAGAUAUUUGGUCAUUAUUUUCUAAACUGUUAAUUAUUGGAUUACUUCAAGAUUAUGGUUCAGUUCAAGUGGCAUGUUUAAUUGUAUUAGAAUUUAUUGAUUUAAUAUUACUUUUUACAAUUAAUCCAUAUUUUGUUAAAUUUUCUUGGACUUCAACAAGAUGGAUGCUUCCAGUAGCUCGAUUUUUUGUUACAGUAUUAUGUAUACCUUAUUUACCAGAAUUAGGUUUAAGUGAAGUAAUUAGAAGUUAUGUGGCUUUUGUUCAAUUAUUUAUUCAUUGUAUUGUAGCAAUUAUAUUUGUUAUACAAUUAUUUUAUGGAGUUAUUAAAACUAUACUUUCAAUAAUUAAAUUUCAUCGUGAAAGAGUUCAAUAUAAAACUUAUAGUAAUCAACUUGGUCUUGUUAAUAGUAUUGAAGAUUUUAAUAAUGAAUUUGAAUAUAGACCAGUAGCAGGAAUGGAAGAAAAACCUUGGUCAACUAAUCCUCAUCAUAGUAAUUGUAAUAGUAAUUUAUCAUCUUAUGAUAAAGAAGGUAAUGAAACUGAUAAAACUAUUGAAGAAAUUAAUGAUGAAAUUGAAGAAGAUAAAUUUUAUUUUAGAGGAGUUAAUGAUCAGGAUAUUCCAAGAAUUCCUUCUGAUAAAGUUAAAUUAAAGAGAGGAUUUUCUGGUUUAACAUUAUCGGAUGAACAAGUUAAUCUUGUAUCUAAUGAAGAUCAAUUUUCAUUUAUUACUGGUUCAUUUGCUAGACAAGAACAAUUCUCAAAUUUAAGAAAACAACGUAAUGAUUAUAGAGUUCGAGAGGGAGAUAAUAUAUAUAAGAAAUAUUUUAUUGAUGAUGAAAUUGAUCCUGAAAUUAAAGCAUUAUGGGAAUCAAGAAAUAAUUGGGGUCCUACUACUGAUAAACCAUGUUCAUCAUCAUCAGAACAACAACCUAAACAUACUCCAGAACUUAAUAUCUCUCAUUUAUGGAGAAGAUCAAAGAAAUCUCAAUCACAACCACAACCAGUAGAAAGAGGAUUUCAUGUAUCUCGACCUAAACAGCUUUCCAGACGUUCUACAUCGAAUGAAUACGACAUUAUAGUAGAUGCUAUAGCAAAGUAUCUAUCCAAAGUUACUUGA